Messenger RNA from Vicugna pacos (alpaca), 2015 nucleotides. NCBI's taxonomy places the organism in Eukaryota, Metazoa, Chordata, Mammalia, Artiodactyla, Camelidae. The record is from RefSeq and is a predicted model, not a curated record.
AUGGAGAGCCAGAACCUUGAGACUCAGACGGUGCUGCUUCAGUCCCGUUACCCUGAGGAUUUCCCCCAGACCCUGGGGACCUUGAGCUUCUGCUUUAACAACCAUGUGGAGUGGAGGAGAGAGGACAUAAAGCCUUUGUCUGCCCACAGAGGGGACAAUGAAAGGCCCCACAGUAAAAGCGGAACUGCAAAGGACUACGUGUUCAGUGUCAGUGGAGUCCUGGAUGAUUGCUUAUGUGAUGUUGAUAGUAUUGACAACUUCAACACCUUCAAAAUCUUCCCCAAGAUUAAAAAGCUGCAAGAACGAGACUAUUUCCGUUAUUACAAGGUUAACCUGAAGCGCCCAUGUCCCUUCUGGGCAGAAGAUGGCCAUUGUUCAAUAAAAGACUGUCACGUAGAGCCUUGUCCAGAGAGUAAAAUUCCGGUUGGAAUUAAAGCUGGGGGCGCUAACAAGUACUUGAAAGUGGCCAACAACACCAAAGAACUAGAAGACUGUGAGCAAGCUAGCAAACUGGGAGCAGUUAACAGCACAUUAAGUAAUCAAAGCAAAGAAGCUUUCAUUGACUGGGCAAGAUACGAUGAUUCACAGGAUCACUUUUGUGAACUUGACGAUGAGAGAUCUCCAGCUGCCCAGUAUGUAGACCUGCUGCUGAACCCGGAGCGUUACACUGGCUACAAGGGGCCCUCGGCGUGGCGAGUGUGGAACAGCAUCUACGAGGAAAACUGCUUCAAGCCUCGAUCUGUUUAUCGUCCUUUAAAUCCCCUGGCACCCGGCCGAGGAAAAGAUGAUGGAGAGUCGUUCUACACGUGGCUAGAAGGCUUGUGUCUGGAGAAAAGAGUCUUCUAUAAACUGAUAUCAGGACUUCAUGCUAGCAUCAAUUUACAUCUGUGCGCAAAUUAUCUUCUGGAAGAAACCUGGGGGAAACCUAGCUGGGGACCUAAUAUGAAAGAAUUUAAACACCGCUUCGACCCCGUGGAAACCAAGGGAGAAGGUCCAAGAAGGCUAAAGAAUCUGUACUUUUUAUAUUUAAUUGAGCUUCGAGCUUUAACAAAGGUGGCCCCCUACUUUGAGCGCUCAGUUGUCGACCUCUACACGGGAAAUGUGGAAGACGAUGCGGACACAAAAGCCCUUCUGCUGAGCAUCUUCCAAGACACCAAGUCCUUCCCCAUGCACUUUGAUGAGAGGUCCAUGUUCGCAGGUGACAAAAAGGGAGCCAAGUCGUUAAAGGAGGAAUUCCGGUUACAUUUCAAGAAUAUCUCCCGUAUAAUGGACUGUGUUGGAUGUGACAAAUGCAGAUUAUGGGGCAAAUUACAGACUCAGGGUUUAGGAACUGCCCUGAAGAUACUGUUCUCUGAAAAAGAGAUCCAAAAGCUGCCAGAGAACAGCCCGUCUAAAGGUUUCCAACUCACUCGACAGGAAAUAGUUGCUCUUUUAAAUGCUUUUGGGAGACAGACGGCCUCCUUAGACCACAGAUGAUUUUGGAAAUAAUUUGAAUUUGCCUACAGAGGUGCAUGCAGUACCACCUAACUACAGAAUACAGACGAGAAGGCAAAGGACCACAGAAAAAAAUAAGAGCAAACAGUACUGUGCUGCCCUGGGAAAAGGGCAGCAAAGUCAAAUCAAGGAGGAAUGCUUUUUAAAAAAUAGAGAACCGAGUGAUACAGAGAUUCUUGUGUUUUCUUUUUUUUUUUCUCUUUUUUUAAUUGGGGGGAGUGUUUGUAUGCUAAGCACGCACUCUACCACUGAGCUAUUCCCUCGCUGCUCUUGAUGUUUUCUUAACAUGCAUUUUUAAGUUAGAAAGAGGCAGUUAGAUUAAAAAUAAGUUAAUCCCCCAUCUUAAUAGCAAAGAUUUCAUCUGUCGCUCCUCUGUAUUUAAAGAUGACCAUGUUGUUUGAGCUUUCAAACACAGGACAGACAUAGAAUGUCCAUCGGUAAUUGGUGUUUGAUGAAAAAUUCAGUCCACCCACUCAUGAGGCCUGUAAUAAGCUAAAACAGGAGAAAUUGAACUAAAUUUA